Molecule: messenger RNA, 8121 nt
Organism: Camelus dromedarius (Arabian camel)
Lineage: Eukaryota; Metazoa; Chordata; Mammalia; Artiodactyla; Camelidae
Product: ALG10 alpha-1,2-glucosyltransferase
Exons: 3
Coding region: 150-1574 (474 amino acids)
Biological process (GO): dolichol-linked oligosaccharide biosynthetic process; protein N-linked glycosylation
Cellular component (GO): endoplasmic reticulum
Molecular function (GO): dolichyl pyrophosphate Glc2Man9GlcNAc2 alpha-1,2-glucosyltransferase activity
Source: RefSeq, a predicted model, not a curated record
AGCAUCCUUUGCCUUCCGGCUCUGCUCGGGCCCCGCGGGCCAGUCCCGCCUUGCGCGCCCAUUUCGAGCCCGAGUGUCAAGCGCGACUCUCCGGAUUGAGCCUCCCGCGCACGUUUUCCAGGACUGGGUUCUUGGCCAGGGGGCCAGAAAUGGCGCAGCUGGAGGGUUACUACUUCUCGGCCGCCCUGAGCUGUACCUUUUUAGUGUCCUGCCUCCUCUUCUCGGCUUUCAGCCGGGCGCUGCGAGAGCCCUACAUGGACGAGAUCUUCCACCUGCCGCAGGCGCAGCGCUACUGUGAGGGCCAUUUCUCCCUCUCGCAGUGGGACCCCAUGAUUACUACAUUACCUGGCUUAUACCUGCUGUCAGUCGGAGUGGUCAAACCUGCCAGUUGGAUCUUUGGAUGGUCAGAACAUGUUGUCUGCUCCAUUGGAAUGCUCAGAUUUGUAAAUCUUCUCUUCAGUGUUGGCAACUUCUAUUUAUUAUAUUUGCUUCUUCGCAAGGUGCAACCCAGACACAAGGCCACCUCAAGUGUCCAGAGAAUCUUGUCCACAGUAACGUUAGCAAUAUUUCCCACGCUCUAUUUUUUUAACUUCCUUUAUUAUACAGAAGCAGGAUCCAUGUUUUUUACUCUUUUUGCCUACUUGAUGUGUCUUUAUGGAAAUCAUAAAACUUCAGCCUUGCUUGGAUUUUGUGGCUUCAUGUUUCGUCAAACAAACAUCAUCUGGGCUGUCUUCUGCGCCGGAAAUGUCAUCGCACAGAAGUUAACAGAAGCCUGGAAAACUGAGCUGCAGAAGAAGAAGGAAGAGAGGCUCCCCCCUGUUAGAGGGCCGUUUUCAGAAUUCAGGAAAAUCCUUCGCUUUCUGCUGGCCUACUCCACGUCGUUUAAGAACCUGAGUGCACUCUUGCUCCUGACCUGGCCCUACGGCCUCCUCGCGCUGCUCUUCUGCGCCUUUGUGGCCGUCAACGGCGGGGUGGUGAUUGGCGACAGGAGCAGCCAUGAAGCCUGUCUGCACUUUCCCCAGCUGUUCUACUUUUGCUCUUUUACUCUCUUUUUUUCCUUUCCUCACCUCUUGUCUCUUAGCAAGAUCAGGGCUUUUCUCUGCUUGGUGUGGAAACGGAAACUUCAGUUUUUGGCAGUGACUUUAGUCUCCAUAUUUUUAGUUUGGAGAUUUACUUAUGCUCAUAAGUACUUGCUAGCAGACAACAGACAUUACACCUUCUACGUGUGGAAGAGAGUUUUCCAAAGACACGAAAUUGUGAGAUAUUUGUUAGUUCCGCUCUACAUAUUUGCUGGUUGGAGCAUAGCGGACUCACUGAAGUCAAAGCCCAUUUUCUGGAAUUUAAUGUUUUUUGUGUGCUUAUUUGCUGUUACAGUACCUCAGAAAUUGCUAGAGUUUCGUUACUUCAUUUUACCUUAUGUCAUUUAUAGACUUAACAUACCCCUGCCGCCCACAUCCAGGCUUGUCUGUGAGCUGGGCUGCUAUGCAGUCAUCAAUUUCCUGACUUUUUACAUCUUCCUGCACAAGACUUUUCAGUGGCCAGACAGUCCGGACACUCAGAGGUUCAUGUGGUAAUAGCAGGGUUAUCUGGAGCUCCAGAAAUAGAUUUAUUAUUUAGACUAUUUUCAUAAUGAAAACUGAGUAAGUAGAAAUUUUGGAAUUUCUUUUGGGCACCAUGGUAAGCCUCAGAUCAUAAGACUUUUUUUAAUGUUUUAAAUAUCAAACAUUUUAAAUAUAUGUAUAUACACAUAUAUAUGUGUGUGUGUGUGUGUGUAUAUAUGCAUAUAUAUAUAAAAUCUAAGGCAGUGAAGUGAUAAAAAACAGAAAAACUUUAAGACAUGCUCCAUAAGCCCAAAAAAUGAUGGGAAAAUAAAAUUAUUUGCAGCUAUCUCAUGGUAUUUCUUUGAUACUCUUGGCCACUCAAAAAGCUUGGAAGCUUUUUACACCAAAUUUAAGAAACCUGGGUGUGCUUUGUGGUGCUGGAACUUACUCAUUCUCUUCCAAAAGAAGUAGCAAAGCCUUUGAAGAACAUUUACAGAUGAUGAGAUAAUAGUCUUGACUGAAAAGUUGUUUAAUAUUUUAAUGAAUGUAAUUUUAAGCGUCAGGCAAAACAGACUCACAUCGAUAGUGCAUGUUAUAAAGUUAGAGGCUCUUCUGUGUUUAUCUAGGAAUCAAGUUGCUGAUUUUUGUUAAAAAUCUAGGAAUGAUGGAAGUCCUCUCACUGUUCCUACUGUGAAAAUAUGAUGGCCAAAGAUAAGUUGUGUUGAUGAUAACACUUUUUAAAGUGGAUUUUCUUCCUGAAAUACAUCACUGUAUUAGUUUCCUAUGGAUGCCAUGGCCGUUAAAGAUUACCACGUAUUUGGUGGCUUAAAAAAAUGUCUGUCACAGUUCUGGAGGCCAGAAGUCUAAAAUUAAGAUGUCAGCAGUGUUAGUGACUCCUGGAGGCUCUGAAAGGUAACCCAUCCUGUGCUCUCCUGCCUUCCGGUGUCUGAAAUGCUUGGUGGUCCUUGGUUUACAGGUGCAUCAUCCCCAUCCCUGCCUCUGGCUUCACAUGCCUUCCUCUCUGUCUUCUUUCUCUUACAAGGACAGUGUCUUUGGAUUUAGGGCCCACCCUGAUCCAGGAUGACCGCGUGUCCAGAGCUUUAACUUAAUAAUAUCUGCAAAGACUCUCUUUGCCAUAUGAGGUCAUAUGUUCAGAUUCCGAGUAUACCUGUCUUUUGGGGGGCACUUUUCAACCCACCAAAGUUACCAAAGUAGAUUUUUAUGAUAAAACUCAUAAAAUGUAUAGGAAAGAAUUUCUUUGCUGAGAUAUUUUAAAUAAAAUUGUAUCUUUUCUGAGAGGUUAAAAACAAGUGACUUCCAAGGUCACAUAGUUGUAAAACUAAAAAUAACUGAUACUUGAUUCCAUGAUCUGAAAAUAGUUCGAAUUUAAGGGAAGUUUAGAAAUUAUUUGAUCUAGUCUUAUUUUCUAGGUUAGGGGUUGGGGGGGGUUGGUUUUGGAUUCCAUGUCUGCUAUUUUGAGUACAUUCUUUGGGUUUUCAUCCUAUUACAGAAAAGUAUUAUUUGAAUAUGUUAACUUUGACAUGUAAACUUAGAACUGUGAGUAGAAUUUAUCUUUUAAUCCAGUUUUACGUUUGUAAACUUUUUAAUCACUGUGUGAACUGUCUUCAGUGUUGAAUUAUGCUUUCUUUGGGUUUGACACAAUGAGUGGAUUUGGAAAACACGCUUCAUUUGCAAAUAUAAAAUUGUGUGCAGGUGAAAAUUACAAGUGUAGUCUUGAGUAAUAAAUACAAAAUCUUUUAUUGUAUAAACUCUGUGGGGCCAAGUUGUGCUCUAUUUAGUGCUCAGAAAGCAGAUUGAUUGAUUUUUUAAUAAUAACAGUGACUGUACAAUGGAUAUUUCUACCUAAAUUUUUUAAAUAAGACAAGAAAGCACGCUCAGACAAAUUAUGAUUUUAUAAUGGGAGACGGGAGUUCCAGGAAGUCAAAAUUCUCCCCAAAAUGUGUAAGUUAGGAAAAACAACUUUCUUAUCUGAUACUCUUGGUGCAAGGCUUUUAUUUUUAGGCAUAUUUCUGGGAUGAAAACUUUUUCUCUCUAACCUAGCAAGAAUGAGGAGACUGUUCCACCCCAUGGACUGAGGGAAUCAUUGUUCCUGUUAACUUUGAAGUGUUGAGUCCCUGUCUUUUAAGGGAUCUUUUGGAAUUCUGUGAAUUAAAAGGUGCUGUACAGUGUUGCUUUUAGGAACAUCCUUAAGUUAUGUGUGUUUUGAACAUUUUUCAAGACUUACCAAAUAGAUAUUUUUGAUAUUAGACUUGACUGAGUUUCUUAAUUACAAGGUAAUUCUUUGUCAAAAAAAAAAAAAAAAAGUGUUUACAGGCUGGGGAGCCUGUGGGCCCUUACAAUUAUUGUUCUUAAACCCUGUAAGUGGGAUUAUUCUAAAGAAUAUGAUAAAAAUAUUUGGUCCAUACAUUUUUUAGGCCCAGUAAUACAUCUUUCUGAAAUUUUUCUACCUUAUAUGAAAUUGUAUAGAUACAGAGUAUUACUGUUGUAAAUGUAGAGUAUUGUAUACAUAUAAAGUGUUAGAUGGCAUUAGUGAGGUUCUGAUAUACUGUUUCUUCACAAUUAUUUAUAUUUCCUUUUAGCGGAUACCUAUAAAUCUUUUCUGAUACAUCUAUAUAUUUAAUUUAUUUUGGAAAUACACUCACUCCUGAGCUCAAGCAUAGCAUGUCCUUUUGGCAAUAGAAAUGGUGUUAGCUGUCUGACCUCUUCCUCCUCCUCUUAAAGUUAUUUCUGGAAUGUACUUAGCCUAUCAUAAAGUAUCUAAUAAAAAUAGCUUAAUGCAGUGUAUUUAUAAUAAAUAAAUAGCUUAAUGUAGUGUAUUUCUAGUUUGAGUUUAACCACCACUGGGCUUUACAAUUUUUUUUCUGUAUAAUUGUCUGAAGACCAGGUGUGGAGAAGAAAAGAGAGCCUCAGUUUUUAUUUAUACCCUCUAAAUGGUGGACUAUUUUUUUAGACUCUCUUUUAAGUAAAAUAUUUCUAUAAAGAAAUCCAUGUUCAUUAGAUUAGAGAGCAUUUAUUAUCUUUAAAACAAUUAGAAUUUCAUUAAAAAGUGAAACAAGAAAGUAACAUCAUGCAAAUAAUAUGAAAACAUUUUUUCUAAUGAAAAUGUAAGUACAACUUAGGACAGUGGGCUGUAGAAAAAGCAUUUAACAUGGGAGUUAGGAGUUCGUUAUUUUACUGUGGUUUGGGAGUCAAUAAGGCACGUGGUUUAAUCUUUGGUCCUCACUUCAAAUGAGAAUAGUAUUUGUCAUAAGUCAGUGCCUGGCACCUAACCUUAUUUCAAAAAACAAUUCAGCCCCUGCCAUACAUCCAUAAAUUUAUUAUUAUAUAAUAAAUAUUGAGUGGAUGUAUGCUGAAUGAAGUUUUUUAGUACAGAAUGAAGUGAAUAUCCUAGUAAAAGUAUAAUACAUGACCAUAAGCUAAUUUCAGGAAAUAAAUGACCUGUUUGGUAAUGAGAGCCAUUCUAACCCUUUUUCAUCUUAAGUCUCCUGACCUAUGUUUAAAAUUUUUUAUUUACUGUGGUGUUUGGUAAUUACACAGGUAUUUACUUGAAAAUAUGUGUUGUUUUUAUAAUAGAAUAUGAUUUCAAAACUUUUGCUGUUUAUUUAAAAUAAGAAAAAUAAUUAACUGCCAACCAUUAAAUUGUAAUAGCAGCAGAAUUCUUGAUCAUUAACACAGUUUUAGGGGAAAAGGCAAAUUACAACCAAUUACAAAUAUUUCAUGUUGUCUCAGGCCGCAUUUUACUAAUUUAGAGAUAACUGUAAUUUAGGGUAAUUUUUAACAUAUUUAAAUAUUGACAAAAAGACAAAUAUUUCCAAUAUAAUAAAACCUGCAUAGCUAAGAAAAUUAUCAUAAAAAUGGAUAGACUGAAGACACAUUUUUAACAUGUAUCUGUGACUUCAACACUAAAGUAUUUACUAUUUGGAAAUUAUUUCUAAGAUAAGAAAUUUUGUCAGAGAGUAAUCCAAUAGUAUCUUUAUAAUCAUGCUUUUUAAAAAAAGAGUAUUUGAUUAAUUUAAUAUUAAUUUAAUUUGAGUUCUGCAUCACCAUCAGCCCAAAAUAGAGAAGGUAUUUUUCUGAUGAGAGAAAUACUACACAUUGCAUUGAUUUUUCACAAUGACUGAAACUUAGGUUGAUUCAGUUCAGUUGAACUGUAUAUGUGUACGGGGGGCACAUACAAAACGAGGGAGAGAGAUGGAAAGUAAUAGUAACAAAAAUCGCUGUUAUUUACUUAGCUCCUACAGAGCUGUAGGCACUGCACAGACUGCUUUACAAACACUGUCUCGUUUGACCUUACUCGUGUUCCUGUUAGGGAGAAGUUGGUUUCUGUUUGACUGCUGGAGGAAACCAAGUCAGGCUGAUCUGGUAACUUGCCUGCAGUCAGCUCCUUAAGAAUGCGGUGUGACCUCCAAGCCGGUGAGUCUUUGAUUGCUACUCUGCCUUGCCGUGGAAGUUCUUCAUAAAGAGCAGUAGGGGGUGCAGAGAGAGGUGAUAAUCUGCCUUCAUUUUGCCUUAGCUGUACCAUUCAUGGCACGUUAUUUUUUAUAUUGGAUGUAGUCACUUUUAGGCAUGUUAUUUUUUAUAUUGGAUGUAGUCACUUUUAGAAAUGCUAGAAACUGUUUAGAAGAGAGUGAGCAGAUCAUGAGUGUUUAUAGUUCUGUUGAAGAGAAAUGGCUAGAAGAAUAUAUAGGAUGUUUAACCUGGAAAAGCAGAGAUCCCUUAACUUGAUAACAUCUCAGAGUUGAGGAAUAAUUAUUUGCAAGGAUCGGACUGUUCACACCUGUAGAUCAAGGGCCAACAGAUUUAAACUUGUGAAAAGCAUACAUUUUCUAAUUUUUUAUUUUUCUACAGUGGAAUGGACCCAGAGAAAAGUAAGUUCACCUGCUCACUGGAGGCAAGAUUCUAUUUAACAGGGGUGCUACAGAAGGGAUUCAUACAGCAAGUAGGGAGAGUAAAAUGGCUUUUUAAGAUACCUUGCAGCCCUGUGACUUGACAUUCCUAAGCUUGGUAUGGCUGAUAUUUUGUACAUGAAUUGCUGAGUCAUGGUGAAGUAUUUCUGGUGACUUGCAUAGUGACUUUGAUACAUUUUAAAUUUCUGAAUAAAAACUACUUUGAACUCUGUUCCCUUGUUUCAGAAACAAAUUGGAGGUACAGAAUUAGUAGGAGAUAUUUUAAGCUAUAUAGUGUUAGAGACUGCUGCUAUUAAAGUGUUUAAUUGGUUUUUUAUUUUGUGAUUCCUUUUACAUUAAUGAAGAGAAUGUGCUUUUCCCCUAUGGAUCCACCGGGCAAGCCCUAGCUGUAAGGUUUUUAAUGCAGUGCCCACUAGGUGGUGCCACUGUGCUAUAUUUCUAGGUGUUUCUGUACUUCAACUUUCUUACGGUCUCAGUUAACAUUUUUUAGUUUUAAGUUUUGACCCACAAAGUAUUUUAUAGCAUUCAUGUCUGUUUAUUAUAGUGGUUUUUAAGCUGUUUCCUGAAUUGUAUGAAGCUAAGGUAAAUGUUUUAAAAAAUCAUGUGUUUUGUCCUCACGUAUUAGGUGAUUUAACUUAGUGUAUCUUCCCAUGUGACAUUCUUUUCUUCGUGGCUUAGUGGUGUAAAUCAAGGUCUUUUCCCAAAAGCAGUGAGUUAUGAUGAUGACAAAUUUGAAAACUCAUAGAGCAUCAUGUUGAUCACUGUUCUAGGUGUUUUACCCAUGUUGUCUUACGUGCCCCUCACAGUAACUCUGUGGGACUAGUACUGUUCUAUUUCCACCCUGCACGUGAGGGAACUGAGUAGGGUUCAAGUAAUUUGCCCAAGAUAACAAAGUAAGCUGGCUGAGCUGGGAUUCAAACUCCAGAAUCCAUGUUCACUAUUCUCAGUGGGUGGGGGUGGGGGAAGUGGGAGGAAGGGCACAAAGUCUACCUGCAAGUUUGUAGUGUUUUAGAAAGAAAAAUAACCCUGGUGAGUGUGGUUAUACUAUCUUAUAGACGAGGAAAACGAGGCCCAUGCUAAUUUCGGCUGUUCCAGAGGCAGGUCGUCUUCCCUCUGCCGCUGUGUCUUCCCUUUCUGUUCUGUGAUGGUGCUGCAAUGUGAUAUGCAUGCGUAUUUAAGAAUUUAAGGGAGAAAAAAAGGAAACAACCCAGGAGCGGAGUCUUUAGACACGUUAAUUUACAUUGAAAUAAAGACCUGUAUUUUAAUUAGAAUGAUUGCAGCCACCAGAUGGAGGAGCACAGUUGUUUGAAAAUUGAUACUUAGUUUCUCCAAGGAAACUCCUAUUUGGAAGCAAACUGUUGAUUAAAUAUGGCAUACUUUGGAUUUUUUUAAUUUUGACUGAAAAUCUUAAUUUUUUUUAAUCUAUAAAUAUAUGUUUUAGGUACUUUAAUGUUUUGUAUUCUUUAAGGUAUUCUGUAAAAUGGAGAGGUUUUUGACUUCUCAAAUUAUAUUAUGGGUUCAUGUCUUUUAAAACUGAUUUUGAAGUAAACCUAUUCUUUAUAAGAGUAAAAGACAAGCUUUUUUUCCUUUUUAAAAAUUUGUUCAAAUGUCAUGGUUUUAUUUUGUUUGUAAAUAAAUGUGUUUUUUAAUAA